UCCAUCGUGGACUUUGUGAGGUCACAUGGCAACAUCAAGGCCUUCAUCUCCAUCCAUUCGUACUCUCAGAUGCUCUUGUACCCCUACGGCUACACCACAACUCCAGUGAAGGACCAGGCUGAACUGCACUCUCUGGCAGAGAAAGCAAUCACCGACCUGGCCUCCCUGUACGGCACUCGCUACAGAUACGGCAGCAUCAUCAACGUCAUCUACCAAGCCAGUGGUACUACAGUUGAUUGGACGUAUGAACAGGGCAUCAAGUACUCCUACACCUUUGAGCUGAGGGACACCGGUUCCUACGGCUUCCUGCUGCCUGCCAAGCAGAUCAUCCCCACGGCUGAGGAGACCUGGCUGGCUCUGAUGGCCCUCAUGGAUCACACCUACAAGAAUCCAUAUUAAUGUGCCAGUUUGUUCAGGACAGGACGGAAUUCCAGCUGCUGUCUCUUUUUCAGUGUAAUCUUUGAGGUGAAAACAAAAUCUCAACACUAUAUAUAAAUAAAAAAGUGUGACGAUAUAAACCAA
Molecule: messenger RNA, 522 nt
Organism: Poecilia reticulata (guppy)
Lineage: Eukaryota; Metazoa; Chordata; Actinopteri; Cyprinodontiformes; Poeciliidae
Source: RefSeq, a predicted model, not a curated record